This is a messenger RNA of Silurus meridionalis, 2432 nucleotides long. Its product is annotated as protein rapunzel-like. The record is from RefSeq and is a predicted model, not a curated record. NCBI's taxonomy places the organism in Eukaryota, Metazoa, Chordata, Actinopteri, Siluriformes, Siluridae.
ACACAGGUUUCUUAUACAGUGAGAAUUAACACAAUUAAAAAUCUUCUUUCACUGCAGCUCCAGCUGCACCACCCACAUGCAUCAUCUGAUCUCAAUAUUAACCUCAAAAAAUGACAAAAAUACCAUCCAGGUUUCCUGUGCAUUUUUUUGAGCAUUCUUUUGAGCAUCUUUUGAGUUCACCGACCACAGAAACCAGAUUUGAAAUGAAGGACACAUUCUAGAGGAAAGAAAACACAAAAGUAUAAAUGUUUUUUUGAAAAAGCUUGACAACUGUUUGGAACUGUCCUUGUUGACCUUUUCUCACGAUGUACAGCUUUUCUUAAAAAGUCCACGCAAAUAUAUUUGUGCUUGGGCACUUUUCUACAGAAGAGCUCUGGAAAUCCGAUCAAAAGACAAACUGCAGACAUUAUUGUACAUCUGCUACAUGGCCCUGGUUUCCCCGGCUAAAAUCUGAUUCGAUCUGAUCCACAUUGUUGAUUCUGACCUGAUUUCUUUGACACUGCUAACACAUGAUGACUAAAAUAUGAUUGAGUAGGAACUCUAACAUAAACACACACUACUGAAAACAGAGCAAUUCAUACACUUCAUUGACAACUUAUAUUAGAUAUAUAGUACAAAAUAGAAACCACAAAAAUGUAAUUUCACUGAUAUUGCUUUCAGAAUCACAGUUAAACAUAUUAGAUUUCUUUACUUGCCACAGAGCUUCAAUUCACUAUUAAGACUCAAUUAUUUUCAGUAUUUACAACAAAUCUUUACUUUUCAAGAAUUUAAACACUCUAUAGCCAGAAACUACAUUUAGGAAUAAUGUCAAAAUUUCAUUUAGAGACUAAUGAUGGAUUUAAUGUACAAAAAAUAGAUCUGACAUUGAACCCUGCUGAAAAGUUGCACUAAUCAUUUAUACUUUAUGAUAAUAGAAACCUGAAUUACAAAAAAAUAUUGAAAGUAGGAAAAAGAUUAAUUACUAAAUGUUUGAGUUUGUAAAGUUUUUAAAAAAGGGGGAUUUUAAAACACCUUCGCUUUUAUAAGCUAUUCCUGAUGUGUGGUGUUAAUGGGGCUUGUGAAAAGUAUCAGAUAAGAUUGUGGUUUGGGUGUGCUGCACUGCAAUUUCCGUCUUCCUGUUCGUUUUAGAAGAAACACAGUUAAACUUGACGUUGCAACCCAUCAUUUCAAUGUAACAUAUCACACAGUAGCUAGUAAAUAAAAAGUCGUUUAGUGAAGCAGUAAAGCUCGGCAAGAUCAGAUUAGCUUUGUUACAUUUCAUUAUUUAAUACAAAUUUAAACCAUUUUCAGAUGCAUAAUACAAAAAAAUUAACUUGGAUGUAAUUAAAUGGAUAAUUAAUACAUUGUAUUAUAAGUCUGUACAGGGACAUGGGAGGGAUUUUUACAUGAAUUUUUGUUGCCACCUUCUCAUAGGGAUUCUAGUAUCAGUGCUCAUACUGAUACAUUUAUUCCACUCAUCCGUCGCAUUACCCAAAGAGAGUUGGUUAUAUGUCUUAACUUCACCCUGGUGAGAAAAACCUACAAACAUUAAAGCAGGAACGUUUCUGUUUUAGGCCAUGGCUGACAUCGACAUCUUAGAGGACCAAGACAAGCUGAAGCGAGGCCUGGUGAGGGUGCUGGAGUGUGUAGCUACCAUCUCAUCAGCAGCUGCUGUGGUGAAUCCCAUCUUUGGUGUAGCUGGCUCGCUGAUCCGUGUCGUCCUCCACCACGUGGAUGAUGAGGAUAUUCAAACUCUUCGCCGUGAGUUUGGCAGUGUGAACCGAGCCCUGGAUGAGCUUUCAGUGCAGAACCGUGGUGUGUUGCGCCUGAUGCAGAAGAAGACGUUGGGGCAGUACAGCGGCGUAGAGGCGAAUUUGCGAAACCAGUUCCGUAAGUUCAUGGAGGUGGUGGAGGCACGGCCCGAGUACAAGGAGCGCAAGCGUGAUGAAUUUGAGGAAAGCUAUGCCAAUGACAUGGGCGACCAAAACCUUCACACACUCUAUGAUGGUGUCACGGGCAAAUCCAAGCUCUUCAGCCGGCCCAUCCUCCAGGUCUACAUGACUUACUCACAAGGAGAUCGUGGGGUGAUGGAGCGCCUCUGCACACAUCUCACCUACCUGUUCUGCAUCGGCCUCAUUGCUCUGAUGGGUUACACCGCCAUCAUUGGUGAUGAUGAAGAGGGCCUGAAUAAAGAGUGGGCUGAAAAGAUGCAUGAAGUAGAAGAGAAGAUGCAGGAGGUGCUCAGGGAGUGCAAUUGAUUCCUUUAACUACUGUAAAUAUCAUCUAUAAAAGAGAGAGAAUUUUAUAUUGGUGUGAAAAUAUUAGCAUUCAUAUUCAGAACCACAAGGUUUUCUUUGUUAUUGAUGCAAUUGGGAGAGGAUGUGAGUAAUCUAAAGAAGAUUGUAAAGUAAAUACUAUAUACAAUGUUGCUUUAAUAAACAUAUUGUACAGAC